Molecule: messenger RNA, 691 nt
Organism: Lactuca sativa (garden lettuce)
Lineage: Eukaryota; Viridiplantae; Streptophyta; Magnoliopsida; Asterales; Asteraceae
Product: protein SEMI-ROLLED LEAF 2
Source: RefSeq, a predicted model, not a curated record
UCCAAUUUCCGGUAUUUUCAAUCUGAUCACUCUCACAGAGUCGCACAUUCAAAAGAAUCCCUUUCUUUUGACACGGAUUUUCCCACAAAUUCGUUGGUUGAAGAUGAUGCAAGCAGUGAAUCAUCUGUUUCAGAUCUGUCUCGCUUCAUAUCCAAAUCUCCUACACCAAGCUCCAUGUCUCAUGUCAUUAGCAUCCGACAGCUUCUUGAAUCAGCACUAGAAGCAGCUGGACAAGUGGCUGGAGCAUCUGUGUCAACCUCUCCCCUACCGUUCAGCACCAUGGCUGGGCAGUGUGAAGCCCUAGGCACAGAUUCAAGGAAAAAGCUCUCCACUUGGCUCUCUCAUGCAAACACUGAUGCAACAAAACCUUCACCCAUGCCUAUCAAGAUUUUGGGUGAAGAUGAGCCACUUUGUAGAGGAAUGAAUGGACUGAGGCUACCUCCUGCUAGCCCAUUCGAGAAGUUUUUAAAAGCAGCUAGAUAUGGUUAGAUCUCUUGUUAAUACCUGUUUCUACUAAUUCAUGUCGAUCGAAUGUAUGAAUUAAACUUGGUUUAUAAUACCCUUUUAGGAUUUGUUUGUAUGUAAUCGUGUUGAGUAUUGUUUGAUGUCGUUAAGGUUGUAAUGCACAUGUAAUGUAGCUACUUGGGCUCAUAUGAGGUUUGACUCUGACUAUGUGAUCCCUUUUUUCUUC